UCUUAAUUCGAACAUUAUUCUGCUAGUUUGAGUCGCUGGUCUGUCGCCAGCCCCGCACAUCCUCAAGAAUUUGAAAUAAGCGAAGAGGAGGGACACUUCACGGUGUCUUAUUUGGCAAAGCAGUUGGAAAAAGGCUCUGAUUGUGCGUCUCCAGCACCAAGGAGCCGUAAUGAAAAGAGAAUCAGCUCCGCUCUUGAACUGGCGCGAAAAAUCACCAUGUACAACAACCGCUACAAGAAGACCGGGAACGAAAGACAGGAGCCUGUGGUCCAGCCAACGCCUCUACUCAGACCCAGGACUCCCGUGCAACCAUAUCCGUAUUUUCCAUGGCAACCUAAAGGGGAUUGUUUGUCAAGUACUAAGGCGCGUUUGUACGAACCGAAACCCGUGAAAGAACAAGAAUCGAGAAAGUCGUUGUCUCAGAUUUCAUUGGAAGAAAGGAAAACGAAAAAACUCAGCCAGAAGCAAUCCACGAAAAACAAAGCUCUGUCUGUGGCAGAUACUGAAGGAACAAGCUGGCAACAAACGGAGGAAGGAACGCCACGCGUACUUAAGAAACGUGAAGUUCAACAACUCGAGCCACCAACUGUUACAUCCACUGCAACUGGUUACCAGUCUCCUCGACUGCCAGCGACUACUCAGUUUACUACACCGGAGAUUUAUGCGCAACCCACGCAAUUAGUGGGGUCCAAGGUCAUGAAGAAAUACACGGGCAACGGAAAAAAUAGCAGAAAUCUUACUGGUUUGACCCCAAGCGCGAAACCCAGUCCCUCUUCCAUGGACACAUCUCGCUUUACGAGCAGCAAUUCUUUUUUAAAGACCGGUCGCCAGUCACCUGUGUACGUGGCUGUACCUGUUGACAGACCUCCAGUGAAGCUAAGAUCGAAAGCGCCCAUUUCUCCGCGAGACGCAAUCGAUAUAUCCACCAGAAAUGAGCUGAGAAGCAAGCUUUUAAAUGUUGACGAUUCAGGGUAUGAUAUAGUGAUAUUUCUCUCUGACUUCGUAUGCUUUGGUAAAACUUAGAUGCAUAAUCACUUGAAAAUAUCCUCGCAGGUGAGAAAAUUUACUCCGCUCCCAACACGUGGCUUCGUUGGUUUUCUGAGAGGCACAGGUUCCAAUCGCGUCGAAGCCUGAAUUCUUUCAGGUUUCUUCUCUACAAUUUUCAGUUCCCGUAUGCGGAUCAUCUCUUCAUAUGUGAAUAAUCCACAGGUCAAAAUAUGAUUUAUUUCAUUUUAUCGUGAAUAGCACAGACUUGCUAUCGUUGCGCUAAACUUGUUAUAGCUGCGCAAAAGCUUUUAAUAUUUGCGUGACUUCGCCUUUGAUGAGAACGCUCUGUAUACCUUGUGCUGCGAUGAAAUGGUUACCGAUGCUUCAUCAAAGGAAAAAGCGAGGUUGUCUCAGCCGUAUUGCGGCAAGGCUGCGACCAGGCCUCACUAUUGGCACUGCAGGACACGGUUUUCUCCGCCCGCGGGAAGAUUGGAGACGGGUCGGGAGAGGUUAGACCGGAAUCUGGCACUAGAGCUAGACCCUAUGCAGAACUCCCGCCGGCUCACGUUGCCCAAGGCCUCAUACCUUUUCGCCAGCGAAGAAACACUUGUCCCGAAGCGCUCAGAAUGAGGACCUGCUCUCAGGCUCUUAUAUGAAGACCAGUUUAGUUGAAACGGUACCGGUUAACAACCAAGAUAUGAGAUGAUAGCAUUUCAGCUUUCA
Stylophora pistillata is the source of this 1710-nucleotide messenger RNA. RefSeq lists its product as uncharacterized. Gene Ontology annotation, molecular function: metallocarboxypeptidase activity; zinc ion binding. The record is from RefSeq and is a predicted model, not a curated record. Gene Ontology annotation, biological process: proteolysis. NCBI's taxonomy places the organism in Eukaryota, Metazoa, Cnidaria, Anthozoa, Scleractinia, Pocilloporidae.